CUUUGCAGCACUAGACUAGUCUUCCUCUUCGCGCGGCGGCGUUUUAUUUGUGCGUUAAAACACGUUGUUUAUUCUAAUUAUUAAAGAAAACGGCGACAAUGAGCACCGAUGAGCACCCCAACAUUCAGCUGGGCGACUACAUCGUCAUACAGCGCCAAAAGUACACAAAGCUGCAGAAAUUCGGCAGCUUAGACACGACGUCCACAUUGGGCAAGGAGACACUCGAGCUGAAGUCUCUGCUGGAUCAGCCGUACGGCUCCACGUUCAAGAUGUGCGUUAAGGAAACAAAAACAGGAAAGCGUGGCGCCCAACGCCAGCACACCCUGGAGCUGUGCAGCGACACGGAGCUGAGAAGCACGCGCGAGGUUCUGGGCAUCUCCAGCAGUGGAGCCGACAAUCGUGAUAUAUGCGACAAUGGGGAGGCGCAGGCCCUCAAAUCCUCAGACAUUGAACAGCUGCGCGAGGCCUGCAAUGAGUCGAGCAAAAUCAUUGAGAAGCUCGUAGAGAACUCUAAGACGUUCCACACCCGCACUGAGUACUCCCAGGAGAAGUACCUCCUGAAAAAAGAGAAAAAGUACUUUGAAUUUGUCCAGAUACGACAGCCGACGAUACGGCUGAUGGUUGACAUAUUCUAUCGACAGGAUGCGGAGAAAAUCAUGGGCAUACGCGUGGACACGCUCUCCCAAAUCAUAUCCUACUCUGGAGUCUGCGGCUUUGGCAGCUAUUUGCUGUACGAGAGCGGCACCAAUGGGCUGCUCCCGGCGGCCAUGAUGAACUCCAUUGGCGCCGGCACUGAGGGCACCUUGGUGCACAUGCAUCCCGGGAAUGUGCCCCAGAAACAGGCACUGCUCGCUCUGAAACUACCGCUCGAACAGCAGCAACGUUGCGUGUCUGUGAAUCUAUAUUCGGUGCUGAGGGAGUUCUAUCAGGGAGAGUCAGCAACCGCAAAUGUCGCCCCCUCUGAAGUCGAGGCGGAGGAAACGCUGCCAGAGACGCCCAACGAGGAGCAGCCGGAGGCCGUUGAACCAAGCACCAAGAAGCCCAAGCUAGACGAAGCUCCUCCAAGUGGCAAUAACAAAGGCCCCCUGCGGUGGCAGAUAGAGAACAAACGAGCGUCCGCGCUGAUGCACGGAAAGUUCGACAGCCUGGUGGUGGCAGCUAAAGAGCAUCCAUCGAGCAUACUGCAGGCCCUCCUGCCCCUUGUGAGGCCCUCGCGACCCGUUGUUGUCUUUAGCACCUGCAAGGAGCUGCUGCAGGAAACCUACAUGGAGCUAAAGACCUCCGGCAAGGUCACCGCUCUGCACGUGACCUCGAAUUGGUUGCGGACCUAUCAAAUACUUCCGAAUCGCACGCAUCCGGAGGUGAAUAUGAGUGGCAAUAGCGGCUACCUCCUGACGGGCUUUACCCUAAAGUAAAGUAGAGAGUUAUGCGGCAGACGAAAUAUACAUUUCCCAAAAUGUGUCGUCCAUCAAAAAAGAAGAAAUUGGUUAAGAGCAGUUAUAAGUUAUAAAA
Messenger RNA from Drosophila miranda, 1512 nucleotides. RefSeq names its product tRNA (adenine(58)-N(1))-methyltransferase non-catalytic subunit TRM6 (gene Trmt6). The record is from RefSeq and is a predicted model, not a curated record. Gene Ontology annotation, biological process: tRNA methylation. The transcript has 3 exons. The coding region runs from base 99 to 1415 and encodes 438 amino acids. Gene Ontology annotation, cellular component: tRNA (m1A) methyltransferase complex; nucleus. Lineage: Eukaryota; Metazoa; Arthropoda; Insecta; Diptera; Drosophilidae.